Messenger RNA from Engraulis encrasicolus (European anchovy), 1032 nucleotides. It is a transcript of the gene smim7, whose product is annotated as small integral membrane protein 7. NCBI's taxonomy places the organism in Eukaryota, Metazoa, Chordata, Actinopteri, Clupeiformes, Engraulidae. The coding region runs from base 293 to 520 and encodes 75 amino acids. The transcript is spliced from 5 exons. The record is from RefSeq and is a predicted model, not a curated record.
UCUGGCGUGGGUGUGUGUUAAUAAUCAUAAUAUUUUAUUUUGAGCGCCUUUCAAAAUACCCAAGGACACUUUACAAUAACAAAAAACUUACAUAAAAGUAGGGAAAGUAUAACAAAGCUUCAGUGAAUUAACAAUAGAAGAGUAAUUAAAAUGCAAAAAUUAAAUAGAAGAGCUCGCUUUGCUUUGCCUCCGACGGCAAUCCCUAAAUGCUUUGCGGUUAUGACGGCACACGUUGUUUUUUUCAUCCACUUCCUGGUUUCAACGUCACCUCAGGAACUCUGAUGUGGACAUCAUGAUCGGGGAUUUCUUGAUUUUCGGGACGUUGCUGAUGAAUGCCGGUGCGGUCCUCAAUUUUAAAUUAAAGAAAAAGGAAUCCCAUGGUUUUGGAGAUGAUAUCCAAGGACCAACUACAGGUGAUAACAUCAGAGAGUUUCUACUGAGUCUGCGAUACUUCAGGAUAUUCAUUGCUUUGUGGAAUGUUUUCAUCAUGUUCUGCAUGAUAGUACUGUUUGGAUCAUGAGGUUUCGAUGGAGCAGAGAGGGGGUGACCAUGCGGCGUUGUAUAUAUUUUUGGGAAACCAGGCAGACACAAUGAUCCAUAAUGUAUUUGACAUGAUGAGCCCAUUUCCUUUUUUGUUUUUAUUACGGUUGUUUUAUUAAGUCAUAUUUGUAUAGAUUUUUGCUGGUGGGAGAUAACUUUAUUAAUCAGUGACAUGUUAUACGAUGCAAUACGAUACGAUAUGAUGAUACUUAAUUGUCAGUUUACACCGAAAUUCAUUUUGCAUCCCUGAGCAAGACUCGUUAUGACGGUACAGGUUUUGUGUGCUGCAGAAACAUACAUUUUGGUAUACAGUGUAUGCUAGAUAUGUGCUGGAUAUGUCCAAGAAGUAUCAUCCCUGUUUUUUUCCCCCUGAAAAUUCCUAAUGGCGUCUUAUUGCCUGCAUACCUGUUUCUUGCAUACAGUGACUUAAGCCAUCCUUUCAAUGGCACAAUGUACACUCAAAAAUGAAUAAAAGCUGAGUGGAUGCGUAAA